Phragmites australis (common reed) is the source of this 2151-nucleotide messenger RNA. RefSeq names its product nucleotide pyrophosphatase/phosphodiesterase-like. Bases 147 to 1976 code for a protein of 609 amino acids. NCBI's taxonomy places the organism in Eukaryota, Viridiplantae, Streptophyta, Magnoliopsida, Poales, Poaceae. The record is from RefSeq and is a predicted model, not a curated record. Gene Ontology annotation, molecular function: acid phosphatase activity; metal ion binding. The transcript has 12 exons.
GUGCGCAGCCUAGUCAACCCCUCCGCUUCGUUUCGUUCCGCCCCGCGCCACAUGUGAGCUUGCAUCCAUAAAAUGCCGCCUAGUAUUCUCCGUUCCAUAGUACUCCAGAACAAAGAAAGCAGUAGCUCCUAGCAGGAUACAACGUCAUGAGGGGAGGUGCGCGGCUGACCUGCCUGCUCCAGCUUCUGCUCACCGUCGCGGCCGCGGGGCACGGCGUGCAGCCGCUAUCGCGCAUAGCCAUCCACCGCGCGCGCGUCGCGCUGGACGCGUCCGCGGCGGUGCGAGCGUCGCCGGCGCUGCUCGGCUCGCAGGGUGAAGAUACUGCUUCGGUAACUGUAGAUUUUAUUGCUCCCCAUCCAAGUGACGAUGAUUGGAUCGGCAUAUUCUCUCCUUCAAACGUCAAUGCAUCCACAUGCCCUGGUUCUCAUGGAUCAGGCCCAGGUCCUGUGAUAUGCUCAGCACCAAUAAAGUAUCAGUUUGCAAAUUAUUCAUCAGAUUACGUCAAGUCUGGGAAAGGGUCUCUGAAGUUUCAGUUGAUCAACCAGCGGCAAGAUUUUUCCUUUGCAUUGUUCACCGGUGGACCCUCAAAUCCAAAGCUUAUUGCAGUAUCAAAUAAGAUAGCUUUUGCGAACCCAAAAGCUCCAGUUUAUCCACGCCUAGCACAGGGAAGAUCCUGGAACGAGAUGACUGUCACAUGGACAAGUGGCUAUGACAUCAAUGAAGCAUAUCCCUUUGUUGAAUGGGGCAUGAAAUCGACCCCUCCUCUACGUACUGCAGCUGGCACUGUCACUUUUGAUCGUGAAAGCAUCUGCGGAGAACCUGCUCGUUCUGUUGGUUGGAGAGAUCCUGGUUUCAUACACACAGCUUUCCUAACAGACUUAUGGCCAAAUAAAGAGUACUACUACAAAAUUGGACAUAUGCUGCCUAAUGGAAAUGUUGUAUGGGGCAAGGUUUACUCUUUCAAAGCACCUCCUUAUCCUGGUCAAAAGUCAUUGCAGCGUGUUGUUAUUUUUGGCGAUAUGGGGAAGGCUGAGAGGGAUGGAAGCAAUGAGUACAGCAACUACCAGCCUGGAUCACUUAACACUACUGAUACGCUAAUCAAGGACCUUGACAACAUAGACAUAGUAUUUCACAUUGGCGAUAUUACCUAUGCCAACGGGUACAUUUCACAAUGGGAUCAGUUCACACAACAAGUCGAAGCGAUUACUUCACGGGUCCCUUACAUGAUUGCAAGUGGGAAUCAUGAGCGAGAUUGGCCCAACAGCGGGUCUUUCUACGAUGGUACGGAUUCAGGAGGGGAGUGCGGGGUGUUAGCUGAGACCAUGUACUAUACACCAACAGAAAACAGAGCAAACUACUGGUAUUCAACAGAUUAUGGCAUGUUCCGGUUCUGCAUUGCGGACAGCGAGCACGACUGGCGAGAAGGCACGGAGCAGUACAAGUUCAUCGAGAACUGCCUCGCCACGGUUGACCGAAAGAAGCAGCCAUGGCUAAUAUUCAUCGCUCAUCGCGUUCUUGGUUACUCCUCUGGUUUCUUUUACGGCAAAGAGGGAUCAUUUGCCGAGCCAAUGGCCCGGGAAAGCCUCCAGAAGCUCUGGCAGAAGUACAGGGUGGACUUGGCGUUCUACGGUCAUGUCCACAACUACGAGAGGACAUGUCCUGUCUAUGAGAAACAAUGCAUGAGCUCGGAGAAGUCCCACUAUUCAGGCACCAUGAACGGCACCAUCCAUGUCGUCGUGGGGGGCGGCGGCAGCCACCUGAGCAACUUCACCACCGAGGCCCCGGCGUGGAGCAUCUACAGGGAGAUGGACUACGGCUUCGUCAAGCUCACGGCGUUCAACUACUCGUUCCUUCUCUACGAGUACAAGCGGUCCAGCGACGGCAAGGUGUACGACACCUUCACUGUGCACAGGGAAUACAGGGACGUGCUGGCGUGUGUCAAGGACAGCUGCCCUCCGAAAACAUCAGCGACAUGACGCAGAGGGGAUGCUCGUUAAUGUUCAGUUCUUCUUGUAACUGUGACUGGCCAAUCAUUUGGAAAAAAUAAGGAAAAAGGAUUUCACAAGAUUGCUUCAUCAACUGAUCGUGAAUAUGGCCCAUAAAUUUUGUUUGCAUCAAAAUAUUUGCACGAGAGCUCGCCGAACUUGUUAA